Camellia sinensis is the source of this 2839-nucleotide messenger RNA. RefSeq names its product ubinuclein-1. Gene Ontology annotation, biological process: chromatin organization. The record is from RefSeq and is a predicted model, not a curated record. Gene Ontology annotation, cellular component: nucleus. NCBI's taxonomy places the organism in Eukaryota, Viridiplantae, Streptophyta, Magnoliopsida, Ericales, Theaceae.
GUCCAAAAAAAAGAAAAAAGAAAAAAGAAAAAAAGAAAAGAAGGUAAAGGGCAAAAGGGUUAGCGGAAUCGUCGAAGACGGAGAAGAAGAAGAUGAAGAAAAAGAAGGUUAAUUGCGGUUAAAAGAUCCGAGCGGGAGUUUCAGUAUCCCGCGCAUCUCACACAGCAUCGCCAAAAAUACCCCCCCAAAAAAUCACUCUUUUCCCUCUCUAAAGCUAUCCGUUCCUUCAAUCUAGGGUUUACUCUCUCUCUCUCUCUCAAUUUUGAUUUCGAAACUAUUCGAUGGAGGACGAGAAGGGCGGCGGCGGCGGUGGUGGCGCUGGGAAAUCGGCGAGGACUUCGUUGUCGUUCGUAUCAGUGGGUGGGAGGCAGAGGUUCACCGUGGAAUUGAGACCAGGAGAGACCACAAUCGUUUCGUGGAAGAAGCUUGUGAAGGACGCUAGUAAGGUUGACAAGCCCACCUCGGCUCCCGAACCUCCCUCCAAUGCUCAUCCUGCUCUCGAGUCUCGUUUAGCUCCUCCGGGACAACCCGCUGAAAAUGAAGCGAUGGAUGCACCCCCAGCAAGUCGUUUUAGUGCUGUUAUUGAAAAAAUAGAACGCCUAUAUAUGGGUAAGCAUAGUAGUGAUGAGGAAGAUCUUAACGAUGUUCCUGACGAUGAUGAAUAUGAUACUGAAGAUUCCUUCAUAGACGAUGCUGAGCUGGAUGAGUAUUUUCAGGUUGAUAACUCAGCCAUAAAACAUGAUGGAUUCUUUGUUAAUCGGGGAAAAUUGGAACGCAUAAAUGAACCUAGCUCAUUGCCUAACCAACAACCUAAGAAAAGGAGGAGGAAAGAUUUGGCAAAAGGUCCUGGUGAGGGUGAUGAUGGUAAUGUGUCAAAUAAACAUGUAAAAGUGGGAAAGAAGGCUGAUGGAAAUUCAGUGGCAUUGGCUGUGAAGAACAUUACUGGUCCCUCUCAUGUUGUGGCCUUGCCUAUUACUGGUUCCUCUCAUGUUGGGGCCUUGCCUAUUACUGGAGCUUCUCAUGUUGUGGCCUUACCUAGUGUACACCAUGAGGAUAUGAAAUCGCAGAAUCAAAUGAGUUCUUCUGUAAUUUGUGCUAAAACGAAAACUGCUGAAACUAAAUCUUCAUUGGAUCCAGCUCCUCCUUCCAAAGUUUCAAAUGGUGAUGCUGCAUUGUCUUUAGCAGAGGAAAAGGAUAUUGAUAAGCAGAAGACAGGAAUGGCCCCUUCUAGGUACCAGGCUAACAAAUUGAAGGUUGAAGGUGAAAUCUCUGAUGCUUCAAUACAGAGGUCUCAUGAUAAAAGUUCUUAUGCACAAUGCAAAUUGCAUUCUGGAAAAUUAUUGAAUAAUGUUGACGAGUUAGAUCAAUCAGUUCUACGGAGAGAGAAAGAUAGCAUUCGUGAAAGGCCUGACCUCAAUGUGUCUGAGGGAAAGUAUUCCAUGCAAACUGUGAAAACUCCACUCUUGCAGAGAAAGGAAGGUUCCAGUGCUAGGCCGAAAAGUACAAUGCUUGAGAAGGCCAUUAGGGAGUUAGAGAAGAUGGUUGCAGAAUCAGCAAGACCACCAACAAUGGAAGUUCAGGAUGCUGAUGUAUCAUCUCAGGCAGUCAAGAGGAGGUUGCCAAGCGAAGUAAAGCAGAAGCUUGCUAAAGUUGCUAGACUAGCGCAGGCAAGCCAUGGAAAAAUAUCGAAGGAGCUGGUUAAUCGGCUAAUGAGUAUUCUUGGUCACAUGAUGCAGUUGAGGACAUUAAAGAGAAACCUCCAAAUCAUGGUUAAUGUGGGCUUGUCAGCCAAAAAGGAGAAAGAUCAUAGAUUUCAGCAGAUGAAGAUGGAAGUUGCUGAGCUGAUUAGAGUGCGGGUGCCCUAUAUAAAGUCCAAGGCACUUGAGCAACAAGCUGGAUCAUCUGAUGAUUUUCAGGAAAUUUGCAAAGAAGAAAAAGAAGUCAUUAAAAGAAAAUAUAGCAUGGAUGAUGCAUUGGAGGACAAGAUUUGUGAUCUCUAUGACCUUUAUGUUGAAGGGCUGGAUGAAGAUGCAGGACCACAAGUGAGAAAGUUGUAUGCAGAGCUUGCAGAAUUAUGGCCAGAUGGAUUUAUGGACAACCAUGGGAUUAAACGUGCUAUAUGCAGGGCAAAAGACAGGAAGAGGGCACUGUACAGUCGGCAUAAGGUUCAGGAGAAAAUCAGGAGGAAGAAGUUGAUUCCAAGGACUGGGGAGACUGUUCAAGUUGAGACUAGUUCUGUUGCUCAGCCACAAUAUACACAAGAAAAAUUGGUUACUGAUUCUAACAAUUACAGUUCAACUUCACUCAGCAGGCCGGUGCCCAAUGCAACAGCAACAAAUAUGACUGUUCGGAUGCCCAGUACCUUAGUGAAUGGCCCCAACUUGGACCGGCCAAAACAGGAGAAAGUAAAGGGUAGCUCAAAUAAUCCCAAUGACACGAGGACAAUGGAUGCAUUAAUAAAGAAGAAGGUCAGGAGGAAGCCAGAAUUGGAGUUGGGUGAAUCUCAAUUACGUCCAGAGAAGUUAACAUCUGCACAGGGUGAGGAACGACACAAGUCCCAAAAACCAAGCAUUCCGUUGACUACUGCUGCUGCUGCUCCUCCAUACUUUGAACAGUCCAGCUGAUAUGAUAUAGCUCAAUUAGGACCUUCACACCAUGAAGGUGUUUGUGUAACACAAAUCUUUGUUUCUCUCUGUUUAUUUUCUCACGGCUUCAUUCAUUUCUGACCAAUUUUUUUUUUUUACUUGUGUAAUUAAAGGUUUGAUGUCAUGUUGGAAAAAGAAUAUAAUUCUAUCUUGAUGAGAGGUAACACAGCUGUAAUUUUUGUUUGCCAUGUGUA